Messenger RNA from Zea mays, 1386 nucleotides. Its product is annotated as probable nucleolar protein 5-2. The transcript is spliced from 9 exons. Lineage: Eukaryota; Viridiplantae; Streptophyta; Magnoliopsida; Poales; Poaceae. Bases 31 to 1386 code for a protein of 451 amino acids. Gene Ontology annotation, cellular component: small-subunit processome; box C/D methylation guide snoRNP complex. Gene Ontology annotation, molecular function: snoRNA binding. The record is from RefSeq and is a predicted model, not a curated record.
GAGUUAAUCGGGGACUGGUCGUGUGCGGAGAUGUUGGUGCUCUUCGAGACCCCCGCGCGGUUCACCCUAUUCAAGGUGCUCGACAAGGUCGAGGAUCUAUGGAAGGAGUUCACGACGUCGGACUCAGCGAGAAAGGUGGUCGAGCUGAAGGCUUUCAACAAGUUUGAGAACACAUCUGAUGCCCUAUCCGCGGCAACCCUGAUUAUUGAUAGCAAGCCUAGCAAGGGUCUGCGCAAGUUCUUGCAGAAACAUUGUGAGGGUGAAACAUUAGCAGUAGCUGAUUCUAAGCUUGGAAAUGCUAUAAAAGAAAAGCUGAAAAUUGACUGCCUUCACAAUAGUGUUGUGAUGGAGCUGAUGAGAGGAUUGAGAAAUCAGCUUACCGAGCUUAUAACUGGGUUGGGUGCACAAGACCUUGGUCCAAUGAGCUUGGGAUUGUCCCACAGCUUGUCUAGGUAUAAGCUGAAGUUCAGCCCUGAGAAGGUUGAUACAAUGAUCAUUCAAGACAUUGGAUUAUUGGAUGAUCUUGACAAGGAGCUUAACACUUAUGCCAUGAGAGUUCGUGAAUGGUAUGGCUGGCACUUUCCAGAGCUCACCAAAAUAGUUACAGAUAAUAUACAGUAUGCCAAAGUUGUGAAGAUGAUGGGCAACAGAGUUAAUGCAGUCAACCUUGACUUCUCUGAGAUAUUGUCAGAUGAAGAGCUAGAAACACAGCUAAAGGAGGCAGCAGUAAUAUCCAUGGGAACAGAAGUUAGUGACCUUGACUUAUCGAAUAUCAGAGAGCUAUGUGAUCAAGUGCUGGCCCUUUCUGAGUACAGAGCCCAGCUGUAUGACUAUUUAAGAAGCAGGAUGAACACUAUUGCACCAAAUUUGACAGCACUGGUGGGUGAAUUAGUUGGCGCUCACCUUAUUGCACAUGGUGGAAGUUUGCUAAAUUUGGCCAAGCAGCCUGGUAGCACAAUUCAGAUACUUGGUGCAGAGAAGGCUUUAUUCAGAGCUCUAAAGACAAAGCAUUCUACACCUAAGUAUGGCCUCAUCUACCAUGCAUCCUUAAUUGGCAAGGCUUCUCAAAAGCACAAGGGAAAAAUCUCCCGUUCUCUUGCUGCAAAAACGGCUCUUGCCAUCCGGUAUGAUGCCCUUGGUGAUGGUGAGAACAAAAUCCUUGCGUUGCGGCGCGGCAAGCUUCUCCGAUUUGCGGCGCGGCAAUUCAGCGAACGCCUUCUGGCUUUUAUCCCGUGGAACGGCCGUGAUGUUAGAGUUAUUCGUCCGCAGGCGCUAAUGUCAUGUCAAACAUCCUGCUUCCUGCAUGGGUCGCUCUCGGAGCCUCCUCUCGGUCGUGAAACCUUACUGCCCUCCCUUCUCGAUCGUGACUCCCACUACAACGAGUAA